GCGGGAAUGUGCACAAAAUAAUGUGAAAAGGAUAGAUUGCAGGGUACUGGAAGCGGAAGGUGGACCAAUUCAAAGUUGGGUGAUGGCGAAACCAGCUCCUGACGACAACUAUCGGCAAUCCUAUCUUCCCUUUGUGAAUGUAGAGCAAUUUCGUGCCAAAGCGAAGUCCCUGCUGCCAUGGAGUGUCUACGCAUUCUAUUCAACCGGCGCUACUGACGAGGUGACUUUGAAGGAGAACCAGCGAGCGUUCACACGUCUGCUCUUCAAAUGGAGGUGCUUGCGAGGUGUCAGUGGCGUGAACCUUCAGACAACGGUUCAAGGCGAUACAAUUGGCUCGCCAGUAUGCGUGGCCCCCGCCUCGCUGCAAGGCCUGGCUCAUCCGGGUGGGGAGGUCAGCAUGGCGCGAGCAUGUGCAGCAUCCAACACGCUGAUGACCUUGAGCACGAUGUCAAGCUGCAGUUUGGAGGAUGUAGCUGAAUGCGCCGCGGACAGCCCAUCGCCCAAGUGGUUCCAACUGUACACACUCACCGACCGUGAAAUCACAAGGCGGCUGGUGCAGAGAGCCGAAAAAUCCGGCUACAAAGCAUUGGUGAUGACCAUAGAUUUACCUCGUGUUGGCAUAAGAUAUGUUGGCGAUCAGGCGUUCAAGUUCCCACCGUUUGCUUCACUUCCAAACUUUUCCGACUUGCACAGGGAUCCAAGCACCAAGGUUAGCAGCAGCAGUAUCAGCAGCAGAAGUGCACCAGACAAACCCUUAGAAAUUGUUCUGGAUAGAAUCAUCACUUGGGACGAUGUGGCCUGGCUGAAAUCAAUCACGAAGCUACCCAUCAUCGUGAAAGGUGUAAUGAGUGCUGAAGAUGCUACUGAAGCACUGAGGAGAGGAGUGUCUGGUAUCUGGGUAUCCAAUCAUGGUGCUAGACAACUCGACUCAACUGCAGCCACUAUAGAAGUUCUACCGGAAGUGGUGCAUGCCGUCAAUGAUCGUGCGGAGGUGUACGUGGAUGGUGGUGUUCGUAAUGGUGGAGAUGUUCUGAAGGCGCUGGCACUGGGAGCACGGGCAGUGUUUGUUGGUCGUCCAGCUCUGUGGGGUCUUGCAUGCAAUGGUGAAGCUGGUGUGUCGCAAGUUCUAGAACUUCUCAACAAGGAACUGGAACUAACGGUUAUCCAUGGCAUUGUGUGGAUGUCCAUCUGUGCUUGAUGUUCCCGAGUCAAUUGUAGUUGCAGCAGCACGAUACCGAUCGGCACUUUGAGCGCCGCUCUCAGAAACAGGUACAUCAAGUACUAGUACCUGUUUUUGUUCAGCCAAGUAAAAUUCAGGCAGGCAUUGUCCUUCUUUGAAUGGUUUUCUCGGAGACAAUGCAAUGCAAGAUCCAGAAAAGUACGGGCCUGAUCAUGGAUCUCCUUUUUUAAAACUUUGAUGGCACCAUUUUCGUGUCAUAGGAGCUUAUCUAGUCAUCUUGGCUCUUGUUAUCCGUAUCUCUGCAAGCAGACCUUGAUUGAUGUACAUGUCUACAGUGCAUUUCAAAACUAUAGACGCGUAGGGCUUUUGAAAUAUUUCAAAUUUGGCUGGAACUUUUUGAGAAUAGUUUUCGGAAUAUUGCUCAGGAUCGCUCCACAAUUACUCUCAUAUAGUUUCUAAAGGAUUGGAUAACAGACGCCCAAUUUGGAAAAAUUUAUGCACAAAGUGAUCACAGAUUUUAUGUGGUAUAGAUUAUUCAUUAGGCCAAACUAAAGAAAGUGGGGCGGAGGGGACUCAAGACGUUGUCUGAUCUCCUCUCCCUCCGGGAGAUUGCACAGGGCAGAGGGGAGUGGAAGGACCUUUGCAAGGACGUCUGCAAGUCCAAUAGUGGCGUCUACGACUAAAACCAAAUAAUAUUGCUCCGAAAUAUCACAGUACUGCUUUUCAUAACUGCUGCAGUAAUAAUAAUUAACAUCUUUUUUAAAUACCAACAAAAUUCCUCUCUUAACGUAGUGCGUGGAUCUGCACUGAUCCACCUGCCACCAUUUUACUGGAUUAUUCUCAAAACGGAGUCGACAAUGCCCUUUAUCCUGUGUCUGCGUCCUCUGUUCAAUCUGAGCAAUGCUGUCAUGUGCCCCUUAGCAGGUACAUGUACGUCUUGUAUUGUAUUUCUAUUUCUGUUGUCGUUGCUCUUUUUAUUUUUAUUUUUUCAUUUCCCAAUUCCCAAGUCCAUUCAGCACGUGCGAAUUUGUGGGCGGUUUACCACCGCUGACAUUGACGCGUGCUUGUGCCUGG
Messenger RNA from Sycon ciliatum, 2254 nucleotides. RefSeq lists its product as uncharacterized. Lineage: Eukaryota; Metazoa; Porifera; Calcarea; Leucosolenida; Sycettidae. The record is from RefSeq and is a predicted model, not a curated record. The transcript has a single exon. Gene Ontology annotation, molecular function: oxidoreductase activity; FMN binding. The coding region runs from base 83 to 1198 and encodes 371 amino acids.